Messenger RNA from [Candida] anglica, 2853 nucleotides. The record is from the annotation of a GenBank genome assembly. NCBI's taxonomy places the organism in Eukaryota, Fungi, Ascomycota, Pichiomycetes, Serinales, Debaryomycetaceae.
AGAAGAUGAGUUUUCCAUACCCAACAGACAGAAUGGAGGGUGAGAAUAUCUUGAUAGAUCAGCUUGAAGAUCUGAUCAUAGAUCACCCAGAUGCUCGAACCCGAGAGCAAAUGGAGGAAAUGUCAUUGGAUCAAGCCUUUCAGGAUAAGCUUAAUGCUCGUGCGGAUCAGAUCACGAACCUGAAUCCAGACAAGCAUCACAAUGGAGGAUCUCUGGAUGCUAUUAGCGACUCGAAUGAACCUUCAGAUAGUAAUGGAGGUGGUGGGGGUAAUCCCGAUAAUGAGUACCAAUUUCUUAUUGACAGAACUCAUUUAUUAUAUGAAUACCGUGAUUAUGGCAACUUGGACGUAGAAUUGAGUGAGUGGUUUGUAUUCAAUGAUUUUGCCGUACUUGGAGGCCUUGAUGGACUUGCCCAAAAAUAUCAGAAUGUAAUGGAUCCUGACCCAGAGAUUGAACUGAAACUGUUGAAGGAUUUUAUCACCUCGUUAGCAAAGAACCCCACUGAAACUUGGAGUGUUUCCACUACUCAUAAUCUCCAAUUAUUGACCUACUAUGGGUUGGGGAAGUAUAGACAUGAUUGCAACUCUCGGAUAGAUCAGAUCCUGGCUAUUACAGAACAUAUGAUAAACUUGUAUCAUUGGGGAUUACUUGAAGUAUUGAUCGAUAUCAUUGAAUCGUUUAUGGAUGGUAGAAUUUCAACAGAUCAAUCAGAGUCCGAUUCUGGUUCUGAUCAAUACAAAGUCCCUCCAGAAAUACAAUCAAAUUUCUUUAGGGCCUUAACAUUGUUUUACUUUAUGUUGAACGUUAGCAUUCAUACACCACAAUCAUUUGGUAAUCUUAAAAGUACCCUCUCUUCAAAGGACAUCCUAUCUCGACUGGUGAAGUUUAUUGAACAUUGGAAGUGGAAACCUAAUUCGGCUUAUAGAAUAAGAUCAAUAAUCCUUAUAACCUGGAAAUUACUUUUAGUGGAACUUGGUGAUUCUAAACAAUUAAAUUCAACUGAAAAAUUUCUUGUUGAACUUCAUGGCAUAAAGAAGAAUGAUGAUAAUGAACUUGAAUGUUCACCAUUGGAUUACUUUUCAUUUAGGGAAGAUAUUAUGGCAAAGUAUCCAUUAUACACUGGAGAAGAGAAUGUAAAAAAGGAUCCAUUAGACAUUUUCGGGAAGAAUAAUGAUAUACUGAAACUUUCAAUUGAUACGAAUCUUAAAGCAAAACCAAUGUCAUACGAUAUGUAUAUGGCUAUGAACGAAAGCUCCAACUCCCUCUCCAAUUUAAUUGAAAUUCCCAAAACGAAUAAAUCGCAUACCAUUUCUAGUCAAUUACCUACACAAACGGUUCAUAUUGCCACGCCAGUACCUUCGCCUCCGUCUACACCAUCUGAUUAUAUGUCUGGAGGUGAAAAGAUACGAAAACUGUACCAAUUGAAUCAAGCCAUGCCUUUUAUAUAUCCAAUUUCUGAUGAGAUAAAGGCACCUUAUGCAAUUCAUGAAGCAGAUGAAAUUCUAAAAAGGUCUUACUACGAAAGUUACUCAAAUAAACAAUUAUGGGAAGAAAGACAAAAGUUCAUGCGACAAGAGCGGGGAUUCGUAUCUGAAUAUGAAAAAGAAGAAGGUCAAGGCAUUGGCAUUGAAGAUGAAAAUGAAGUCAUAGAAUACUCAGAAAAACUUCUUGAGUCUCAUAAAAAGUACAAAGAAGAGGUUCACUCCUUGUUAAGAGUAGAGUCUUUCUAUGAUAAAACUUUGGAAUCGUUAAACUCAUUCAUUGAAGUUUUGGUAGAAACCAUUAAGAGUAACAAGUUUGAUUAUGAUCUUAACUUUCCAGAAUGGGAAUUAAAUCCAGAAACCUCAUGUUUUGAUUCUACUCUUGGUGAUAGUGAUGGGUCUGAAUCUGCAAGAGCCAAAAUUGAAUUUAUCCUUAUGCAACAACUUGAAGUCUUGCUUGUAAAGGAAAUCACAUUGAAGGCAAGUAGUGCAAUCAUUUUACUUCUUCUCCAAUGGUUUAAAAAGAAUCAUGUUUUGAAAUACUGGUAUUUGUCGAGUUUAUUAUUUGAUGAGCAAUAUCUUUCAAUAUUGAUGGAUUUCUUGAAUUCAAGUUUCAAUAAUAAUAAUUUACAACAGCUUAAGAAGAAACCAUAUGGGACUACUGAUAAUUUGAACAAUUCAAAUUAUGAUUCCCAAUUUUAUCAAAAUAAAAUUUUAAACCCAAUGAUUCGAUUACCAAAGUUUGAAUUCUUUCACAAUUGUUUGAAAUCCUUCCCAGAGUCUCACAAAUAUGAAUUCAUCAACAAGGUUUCGAUUCUGGAAUUUCCAUCAUCUAAAGAUGUGAACAAUGUCAACAAUAUAGUCAUGGGUAAAUACAAUGCCAAUUAUUGUUUCAGUUUGGCAAAUUUGUUAUCUGUUGCAGAUUUAAUUCUUCUUGAGAACAAGACGCAGAGAAUUUUGACCUUGAGUGAUUUAAAACCUUCAGAUAUGUUUAAGAUGAUACUACUCAAUUUCAAUAACGAAUAUUUCAACCAACCAAUGUUGAAGAUGUUAAAAAAAUUGAUUCCAUAUCAAGGUCGGAAGUGGAAGUCAAACAAUAUGGAACUUAUCUCACAAGUAUAUUUAAAUUCAAAGCUAACUUUGAGAGAUAAUUGGCUCUCAGGAAAAGAUUUAGAAAAUGAUUUUAAUAAUUCAUAUGGCCAAGAGAUUGCGGUGAGAGGUUUAUUGCAAUUCUACAAUAUGAGACGCUAUCCAGAACAAAUGAAAAAUUUGGGAUAUGACCUCUUGAGCUCUGAAUUUGCUGCAUUAACAUUGAAUGGUGAUUAGGAUGUUUAUGAUAUAUAUUGUAUAUAUAAUGAUAUGAAAUAAAAUG